CAGCACUGCUCUUUGGUUUCCCCAGCAGGGGGCGCUCCCUCUUCCAGUGACUGGACACAUUAUUCCGCAGCGCUGAGGAGAAUGCGGUACCGCAGCCUCUUCAUGUAUGAUCGCGACAUCUGUACAGACGCCUGAGAUCAGCCGAUCCUCCAGCACAGAGCACAAUGGUCACCGCACACACGUCACUCCCCUCCGACGUCCUGCCCCGCCCAUGGACCGCAAAGCCCCGCCUCCGGCCCUUGCCCAGUGACGUCACCGUGCUUGCGGCCUCCAUCUUGAAGCCGCGGCCUCAGAGUCCGGUCCUCCCGCCCCGGGCAGCGGCCUCCCCCGGUAUCCGCCUCCAUCCGGAGCCCGGGACCUGCAGUGGCCAGGGGGCAGCAUGGCGGGAGCUGGCGGAGGCAAUGAUAUUCAAUGGUGUUUUUCUCAGGUGAAAGGAGCUGUGGAAGACGAUGUCUCGGAAGCUGAUAUCAUAUCUACGGUAGAAUUUAACCAUUCUGGAGAAUUAUUAGCCACUGGAGAUAAAGGAGGACGUGUGGUCAUCUUCCAGCAGGAGAGUAAAAGCCCUUAUCAUAGAGGGGAAUAUAGUGUCUAUAGCACUUUCCAGAGCCACGAGCCUGAAUUCGACUACUUGAAGAGUUUAGAAAUCGAAGAGAAGAUCAACAAGAUUCGAUGGUUACCACAGAAGAACGCAGCACAGUUCCUGUUGUCUACAAAUGAUAAAACUAUCAAGCUGUGGAAAAUCAGUGAACGUGACAAAAGACCAGAAGGUUACAACCUUAAAGAAGAAAAUGGGAGAUAUAGGGAUCCAACCACUGUGACCACUCUCAGGGUGCCAGUAUUCCGCCCCAUGGACCUGAUGGUUGAAGCUAGUCCUCGGAGAAUAUUCGCCAACGCUCAUACCUAUCACAUCAAUUCCAUCUCUGUCAAUAGUGACUAUGAGACGUAUCUGUCGGCAGACGACCUUCGAGUCAAUCUUUGGCACUUGGAGAUCACAGACAGAAGCUUUAAUAUCGUAGAUAUUAAACCGGCCAACAUGGAGGAGCUGACCGAAGUGAUCACGGCAGCGGAGUUCCAUCCACAUCACUGCAACACUUUUGUAUACAGCAGCAGCAAAGGCACCAUCCGUCUGUGUGAUAUGCGCGAGUCGGCGCUGUGCGAUCGCCACUCCAAGUUGUUUGAGGAGCCAGAAGAUCCCAGCAAUAGAUCCUUCUUCUCAGAGAUCAUCUCUUCCAUUUCUGAUGUGAAGUUUAGCCACAGUGGGCGCUAUAUGAUGACCAGGGACUACUUAUCUGUCAAAAUCUGGGACUUGAACAUGGAGAGCCGUCCUGUGGAAACAUAUCAGGUACACGAAUACCUCAGGAGUAAGCUCUGCUCCUUAUAUGAGAACGACUGCAUCUUCGACAAGUUUGAGUGUUGUUGGAACGGACCUGACAACGUUGUCAUGACCGGUUCCUACAACAACUUUUUCCGAAUGUUUGACCGCAACACCAAACGUGACAUCACCCUUGAGGCCUCACGGGAGAACAGCAAGCCACGCAUGGUGCUGAAACCACGUAAAGUGUGUGCCAGCGGCAAACGGAAGAAGGAUGAGAUCACGGUGGACAGUCUGGACUUCAACAAGAAGAUCCUGCAUACAGCCUGGCACCCUAAAGAAAACAUCAUUGCUGUGGCCACCACCAAUAACCUGUAUAUAUUCCAGGACCGGGUCAAUUAGUACUGACCUCUCCAUACAGGACAGUCCUUUAGUCCAACUAGUUCCAAUAGUCGAGCCUAGAAUUCAUACCCUGUUCCAAAACUGAAGAAAACUUCUGACAGUGCGGGAACUCUUGCCAGUCCCUCCCCGUCUGACUUUUCCAGUGUUUAAGGUGCCAUUGAUUCUCCUUUUUUAUAGCUGCGCGGGGUGAACCCUGCUCCUGCUGGUUUCUUGCCCUGUGGGAGGUUAACAGCAGAAAUUACUGUAUAUUUUUUUCCCCCUCUUUUUAACCAUCUUGCCUGAUGUGUAGGUUUAAUUUUGUCAAUUUUUUUAUUUUUAUUUUGAGAUGAAUUGCAGUACCAACCUGUGCUCUGUAUGAUUCCUUCUGCUGGAGAGUACUCAGGGUGGCUUUCAUCUGUGCAGCCUCAUUCAUUUUUUUUUUUUCCCCUUCACUCCAUUUCUUUUCUUAUAUUGUAUUUUUUACAUCCCUUCACCUUUUUGUGUUUCUUGCAAUCUUAGAAGUUGGUUCUUCUGUACCUAAAUGUCCCAUUUCCUGCUCUUCUUCCUCAUUGUGCCCUGAGCUGGUGUAAAUCCAAUGGCUGGGAAAGCACACAGGGAAACGGGUUGACCGUGGCAGGGUUUGAGGCAUGGGGGUUGGGGACAAGGCCAUUACUGAGAGUUGUCUUGGUCUUUCAUUUUAGUGAUGACCUGACUGUAAUCACUUCUUGCCUUGUCUGGCGCUGAAAUGGGGGGGAAAAAAAACAAAA
Hyla sarda is the source of this 2460-nucleotide messenger RNA. It is a transcript of the gene PPP2R2A, whose product is annotated as protein phosphatase 2 regulatory subunit Balpha. The record is from RefSeq and is a predicted model, not a curated record. The transcript has 10 exons. Gene Ontology annotation, molecular function: protein binding; protein phosphatase regulator activity. NCBI's taxonomy places the organism in Eukaryota, Metazoa, Chordata, Amphibia, Anura, Hylidae. Gene Ontology annotation, cellular component: cytosol; protein phosphatase type 2A complex. Bases 380 to 1714 code for a protein of 444 amino acids. Gene Ontology annotation, biological process: peptidyl-serine dephosphorylation.